GGGAGCAGACCAGCAAAAUUAUCAUCCGUCUGUCAUUCAAACCGCCAGAUCCAGCCGUCAAAAUACACCUAUCAAAUGACUACCAUCACGGCCUUACCACCCCCCAUAACCCACUGGGCUAGUGCUUAGGACUUACCAUCACCGGCUUUUAACUUUUAACUCCGUCAAGUAGAAUAUCAAAAUAUCCCAAGAAAUGGUUACCUCUCCGUUAUCUCGGUUACUUCCGUGGCCUAGCGUACGGCCUCUGUCAUGCCUAGGCCGCAGGAGCUGCAUACAAUGGGAGCACGCAUGAAAUCCCCACUCCUUUUCAUCCCAUCUCUUUUUGCCUUUUUGUUUUUGUAAAUUGUUUAUUCAUUCAAGUUUGAUCCUUGCAGUCUUCGAUUCUCUUUUACCGAACUCAACUCUACUUAUUAUGGCUUCAAACAGAGCUUGAAUCACUGCAAGAACGGUUACUCCAACCACAGAUUUCCUCUUUGAAGAUGGAGCUGAAGAUGAGAGCCUCCUUGAAAUAUGCUCUUCCUUUUUUCAUAUGCCUGAUGAUGUUUUCACGGGGCUUUGCGUACGGUGAUCUUCAAGUGCUGUUGAAGCUCAGGUCUUUCAUGAUAGGGCCGAAGGGUUCUGGUCUGGAGGACUGGGUGGAUGACUCGUCGUCUCUCUUUCCGCAUUGCUCCUUCUCCGGUGUUUCAUGUGAUGAGGAUUCUCGAGUGGUGUCUCUCAACCUCUCGUUUGUUACUCUAUUUGGUUCGAUACCGCCGGAGAUCGGGAUGUUGAACAAGUUAGUUAAUCUCACGCUGGCAUGCGACAAUCUCACCGGGAAGCUUCCGAUGGAGAUGGCGAAGCUCACGUCUCUGAAGCUCGUCAACCUUUCGAAUAACAAUUUUAAUGGUCAGUUUCCGGGGCGUAUUCUUGUGGGAAUGAAGGAGCUCGAGGUUCUGGACAUGUAUAACAACAAUUUCACGGGUCCGCUUCCGACGGAGGUUGGGAAGCUGAAGAAGCUCAAGCACAUGCAUCUCGGUGGCAACUACUUCUCCGGUGAUAUUCCGGACGUAUUCUCAGAUAUUCACAGCUUGGAGUUGCUGGGUUUGAAUGGAAACAAUCUUUCCGGCAGGAUCCCGACUAGUUUGGUUCGGUUGUCGAACCUCCAAGGAUUGUUCCUUGGUUACUUUAAUAUUUACGAAGGAGGUAUUCCACCUGAGCUAGGGUUGCUGAGUUCGCUCCGAGUUCUUGACUUGGGGAGCUGCAACCUCACCGGAGAGAUUCCACCGAGCCUAGGCCGUUUGAAGAUGUUACACUCGUUGUUUCUACAACUUAAUCAGCUCUCAGGGCACCUACCUCAAGAACUGUCAGGUUUGGUGAAUCUAAAAUCACUUGAUCUCUCUAACAAUGUGCUCACUGGAGAGAUACCAGAAAGCUUUUCACAGCUUAGGGAAUUGACGUUGAUCAAUCUGUUUGGGAACCAACUGCGCGGUCGUAUUCCAGAGUUUAUCGGCGACCUUCCAAACCUCGAGGUACUUCAGGUUUGGGAGAAUAACUUCACGUUUGAACUCCCUGAACGUCUCGGUCGUAACGGGAAGCUUAAGAACCUCGACGUUGCGACGAAUCAUCUCACCGGAACGAUACCUCGGGAUUUGUGCAAAGGAGGAAAGUUGCUGACGUUGAUAUUGAUGGAAAAUUAUUUCUUCGGACCGAUCCCUGAGCAGCUCGGCGAAUGCAAAUCGCUGACUCGAAUAAGAAUCAUGAAGAACUUCUUCAAUGGAACUAUUCCCGCUGGGUUGUUCAACUUACCGUUGGUAAACAUGCUCGAGCUGGACGACAACUUAUUCACCGGAGAACUACCUGCGCAUAUUUCGGGCGACGUGCUUGGAAUUUUCACGGUCUCUAACAACCUGAUCACUGGAAAAAUCCCUCCGGCAAUUGGCAAUCUGUCUAGUUUGCAGACUUUGGCGCUUCAAAUUAACAGAUUCUCCGGUGAAAUUCCUGGGGAAAUCUUCAAUCUAAAGAUGCUUUCAAAGGUCAAUAUCAGCGCCAACAACCUAAGCGGUGAAAUUCCAGCAUGCAUCGUUUCUUGUACUUCACUAACAUCAAUUGAUUUCAGUCAGAACAGCCUGAACGGAGAAAUUCCAAAGGGGAUUGCUAAGCUUGGGAUCUUGGGCAUACUGAAUUUGUCAACCAACCACUUGAACGGCCAAAUUCCGAGUGAAAUCAAAUCUAUGGCUAGUCUAACAACACUGGACCUCUCCUAUAAUGAUUUUUCUGGUGUCAUUCCGACCGGCGGUCAGUUUCCGGUCUUCAACUCUAGCUCCUUCGCUGGAAACCCGAACCUUUGCCUACCGCGUGUCCCUUGUUCAUCACUUCAAAAUAUAACCCAAAUUCACGGUAGAAGGCAGACGUCAUCGUUUACUUCUUCAAAACUCGUCAUCACGAUCAUUGCCCUUGUCGCCUUCGCGUUGGUAUUAACCCUCGCAGUUCUCAGAAUCCGAAGAAAGAAGCAUCAGAAAUCAAAGGCCUGGAAGCUCACAGCGUUCCAACGGCUAGACUUCAAAGCUGAAGACGUGCUGGAAUGCUUGAAGGAAGAAAACAUCAUCGGAAAAGGCGGUGCCGGGAUCGUCUACCGCGGGUCCAUGCCAGACGGGGUUGACGUGGCUAUCAAAAGACUAGUGGGGCGCGGCAGCGGAAGAAGCGACCACGGCUUUUCCGCCGAAAUCCAAACGCUAGGACGAAUUCGACACCGAAACAUCGUGAGACUGUUGGGUUACGUGUCGAACAAAGACACCAACUUGUUGCUGUACGAGUACAUGCCGAACGGAAGCUUGGGAGAGAUACUGCAUGGGUCAAAGGGAGCCCACUUGCAGUGGGAAACCAGGUAUAGAAUUGCAGUGGAGGCCGCGAAGGGGUUGUGCUAUCUCCACCACGAUUGUUCCCCACUCAUCAUUCACAGGGAUGUGAAGUCCAACAACAUCUUGCUGGACUCGGAUUUUGAGGCUCAUGUGGCUGAUUUUGGGCUUGCCAAGUUCUUACAGGACGCUGGAGCCUCGGAGUGCAUGUCUUCCAUCGCUGGCUCCUACGGCUACAUCGCCCCAGAGUACGCCUAUACGUUGAAAGUAGAUGAGAAGAGCGACGUGUACAGCUUCGGUGUGGUGCUGCUGGAGUUGAUCGCAGGGCGGAAGCCAGUGGGCGAGUUCGGCGACGGGGUGGACAUCGUGAGGUGGGUCCGGAAAACAACAUCGGAGAUAUCUCAGCCGUCGGAUAGAGCUUCGGUUCUGGCAGUAGUGGACCCCAGGCUUAGUGGGUACCCACUGACAGGUGUCAUAAAUCUGUUCAAGAUUGCAAUGAUGUGCGUUGAGGAUGAGAGCUCUGCAAGGCCCACCAUGAGAGAGGUGGUUCACAUGCUCACCAAUCCUCCCCAGAAUGCUCCAAGCCUCAUCACUCUUUAAUGUAUGCUGGCACUCGUAUUUUCAGUGAAUAAUAGCAAGUAGAAGGUGUAAUAAGUUUGGCUGACUCCCCAGCAUGUGGUUGUUAUUGUUUUCUUUGUGGUUGUUGUAUCGUAAGUUGUAUAUAAGAUGUUUGCUUGCAUGCUUGUCAUUGUCAACA
This is a messenger RNA of Vitis vinifera (wine grape), 3591 nucleotides long. RefSeq names its product receptor protein kinase CLAVATA1. The record is from RefSeq and is a predicted model, not a curated record. Lineage: Eukaryota; Viridiplantae; Streptophyta; Magnoliopsida; Vitales; Vitaceae. The transcript is spliced from 2 exons. Gene Ontology annotation, molecular function: ATP binding; protein kinase activity; protein binding. Gene Ontology annotation, biological process: protein phosphorylation. The coding region runs from base 480 to 3434 and encodes 984 amino acids.